Molecule: messenger RNA, 510 nt
Organism: Tripterygium wilfordii
Lineage: Eukaryota; Viridiplantae; Streptophyta; Magnoliopsida; Celastrales; Celastraceae
Product: lectin DB58-like
Exons: 2
Coding region: 1-510 (169 amino acids)
Molecular function (GO): carbohydrate binding
Source: RefSeq, a predicted model, not a curated record
AUGUUUCUGUUUCUGUUUCUCUUUGCUUUUCUUAACCAAGCUUCUUCAUUCACCCAAGCUCUCUUUCCAGUCCCUCAAAUCACCACUGGUUUCAGCUUUCCUUCAUUCACUCCAGCAAGUUGUAGUGAUGGUCAUGCUCAUGGUCAAUUAGCUGUGGAGUUUGACACUUACAAGAAUACAAAUGAUUUGGAUGCAAAUCACAUUACGAUUGUCACUAAAAGUGUAAUACAUCCGAUUGAAGCUAGGAGUCUCAAUUAUACCGGAAUUGACCUGAAAAGUGGAAGAGAUAUCAAGGUUCUAAUAGUAUUGGAUGGGAGGACAAAGUCCAUUAGAGUUCACAUUGGAUAUGCAUCUGAUCCAGUAGGUGAGACUUUUCUUGAGGUGCCUAUUGGCAUCCCAAAUACCCUGCCAAGCUUCAUCUAUGUGGGAUUCACAGCAUCAACAGGGCUUCUCACUGAGCGCCAUCAGAUUCUCAACUGGAAUUUAGCAUUAUUUCCAAUCAAUAAAUGA